AUGGACGAUGGGAGUGUCGAAGAUGGCGAGGUCGCGGCUUUGCGCGAGACUGCGACGAAGCUCGUGCGAGCCACUGGUGAGCUCUUCCCUGCCGAGCGUCUGGCAAAGGCCUUAAAAGGUGUGGAGGCAGCCGUCGCCCGACCUCCGCUAACCCAUCGAGAAGCAACAAAUGGCGGGAUCACAUCAGGUCCCUCGGAUGCGCGGAAGCAACGGCUCCGUACACAGUGUGGGGUGCUGCACCGCCAGCUUCUGGACAAGAAGGCCAACGAGGACAGUUUCCUGUCCAACGUGAUGGCUUUCUUUCGUGAAGAGGAUUCAAAAGCCAUGAGCCACCGAAUGCAGAUUCAAGACCUCAUGGAUCAACUAGAGGAGCUCCGUGCGCACCAAGCGCAGCAGUCUCAGGAGGAGGAGGCUUUGAAGGCAUGUUUGGACCUCAUGGUGCUGUAUGCGGAGGAUUCGAAAAGUCGCAACACCUUCCUCAUCGACACUCUCACGCAGCUUCUGUCCUGCCAACCAAGCGCGCUUCCAGGAGUUCCACCAGAUGAAAGUUUGGUGCAAUCAUGGGGUUUGGCCGUGCAAGCUGCCUACAUCCGCAUGAUCAAUGAUUGCCAGUUCUGUUUGGAAAAAAUGCUGGCACGGCGAAACAUGUUCCUCGACAGAUUGGAGGAUUCCAAGAAGGAAAACAAGGACCUCACAUGGAUCUUUAAGUGUUCCUGCUUUGCUACACGCUCGUGCUCGCGCAAAUGA
Messenger RNA from Symbiodinium natans, 747 nucleotides. Lineage: Eukaryota; Dinophyceae; Suessiales; Symbiodiniaceae. The record is from the annotation of a GenBank genome assembly.